UUUUCUGACACAAAACAAACCUAUCAACACAUACAGGAGGGAGGAAGAGGAACUCAGUCUCCCGGAAUCUUUCCUACUUUUUUGUAUUCUUCUUCUUCUUCUUCACCAACUCCUUCUCUCUCCCUACUGUACUCUCUUUCUACUGUAAUUUUGCAUUUGGAAAUCUGUUUCACUUAACUUCCUGAAAAUGGUUCACUUUCAUUGAUAUCAUCUACACUCACCAAACACCUUCUCUUCACUUCAUUCACUCAAGAAAUGGAGGUGGUGGAAGCAGUAAAUGUAGAUUCGGUUGAGGAUCUAGUGAAGAAGCCUGAAGCAACGAUGAAAUCUAGUGUUGGUACUACUUCAUCAGCUGAAAGUGGUGUUAAGAGAUCUAUUAAAGCUGCUGGUGUUCCUUCUAGGGUUUUAGCAUCAACAACAAGCAGCAGAAAGAAAAUUGAAGGUACUAAUUUGCCUGGUUCUACUACUAAUUUGGUCAGAACAACUGUUACAAGAUCUUCUUUAUCCCCAGUAACAGCACCACCAGUAAGAAGAAAUAGUACUGGUGGGUUAACAAGUAAGCAGCCGGUUACUCAUCGGAAACCAGCCGAUAGUGCUGCUGCUGCUAUGCCGGUACCUGGAAGAAGAACUACUCCAGCAGCAUCAGACCCGACGAAGAGUGCUUCAUCAGAACCUAGAAGAGCUUCGUUUCCAUCAGUUUUGAAUAAAUCUGUAAACAAACCAAGUGUUUCUGAUGCAAAGAGAAGUUCUCCAGUAUCAAGUGUUAGUAGUAGAGGUUUAAGGACAUCGCCAGGAUCUGAUACAAGUAAACAAGAUUCAGUUAGGAAGCCCUCUGUAAGGUCAUCAACUUCGGCUGCCUCUUCCAUCAAAAGAGGUCCUUCUUUGUCGCUGGAUACUAGUGUUAAUAGCAGCAGUAAUAGCACCCUUAGGAAGAGUGUUACUAAGCUCUCUUCUCCAUCAAGUCGAUCACCUUCAGUUAACAGUGGGAAGUCAGCGGCAGAUAGGGGUUCUUCUUUGUCUGGUCGGAAAAAGGCAUCAACUCCUGAAAGUCGAGAUUCUCGCUUUAUUGUGCUCCCUCAGGUGGAAAUUAAAGCUGGGGAUGAUCUGAGGCUGGAUCUAAGGGGUCACAGAGUUCGAAGUCUCAAUUCCAGUGGGUUAAAUUUGUCAUCUAAUUUGGAGUUUGUUUAUCUUAGGGAUAAUCUUUUAUCCUCUUUGGAGGGAAUUGAGAUCUUGAAGCGGGUUAAGGUUCUUGAUUUAAGUUUUAACGAGUUUAAAGGACCUGGAUUUGAGCAACUUGAAAAUUGCAAAGCCCUGCAGCAACUUUAUCUUGCGGGAAAUCAAAUCACAUCACUUGUAAGCCUUCCCCAACUUCCAAACCUAGAGUUUCUCUCAGUUGCACAAAAUAGGUUAAAGUCGCUUUCUAUGGCAAGUCAGCCUCGACUGCAGGUAUUAGCUGCUAGCAAGAACAAAAUAUCAACUCUAAAGGGUUUCCCACAUUUACCAGUUCUCGAGCAUUUGCGAGUGGAAGAGAAUCCUAUCCUCGAGAUGCCUCACUUGGAGGCAGCUUCCAUACUGCUUGUUGGUCCUACAUUGAAAAAGUUCAACGAUAGAGAUCUUUCUCGCGAUGAGCUUGAAAUUGCAAAGCGUUAUCCUGCACAUACAGCUUUAUGCAUUAGAGAUGGAUGGGAGUUUUGCCGUCCUGAUCUUGUUGUUGAUUCGACCUUCCGGUUUCUUGUUGAGCAAUGGAAGGAUCAGAUGCCUCCAGGCUACUUGCUUAAGCAAGCUUCUGUUGAUCCACCAUUUGAGGAAGAUAUUUGUCGCUGCCACUUUGUUUUUGCCAAAGAUCGCUCUCUAACCAAUGAUUCAGAAUUAUCCUUGAAAUACCAGUGGCUUGUAGGAGAAAAAACCCCUACAAAUUUUUUGCCAAUUGCCAAUGGAAAUGGAGAGGUAUACUGGCCAAAGCGCGAGGAUAUCGAUAAGUUUCUCAAGGUUGAGUGUACUCCCACGUUGAAUGAUAUUGAGUAUCCUUCUAUUUUUGCUAUAUCUUCGCCGGUUUCCUCGGGAACUGGGUACCCAAAAGUUUUGAACCUUAGCGUGCAAGGUGAACUUGUGGAGGGGAAUGUGAUCAAGGGUCAUCCUGAGGUUGCAUGGUGUGGUGGGACUCCAGGAAAAGGUGUUGCAAGCUGGCUUAGGCGAAGGUGGAACAGUAGUCCUGUAGUUAUAGUUGGGGCAGAAGAUGAAGAAUAUCGAUUGACUACAGAUGACAUAGAUUCAAGUUUGGUAUUCAUGUAUACACCAGUAACGGAAGAAGGUGCUAAAGGAGAACCUCAGUAUGCUAUGACAGACUUCAUAAAAGCAGCGACUCCAUCUGUCAGUAAUGUCGAGAUUCUUGGAGAAUUCGUUGAAGGAAAUACAAUUAAAGGCGUCGGUGAAUAUUUUGGAGGUAGAGAAGGCCCUAGCAAGUUUGAGUGGUUACGUGAGAAUAAGGAAACUGGUGAUUUUGUACUGGUUUCUACUGGUACCCCUGAGUACAAUUUGACCAAGGAUGAUGUGGGUCGUCGCUUAAAGUUUGUGUAUAUUCCUACCAAUUUUGAAGGGCAGGAGGGAGAAUCUGCAUCUUUCUCAACUCAGAUUGUUAAGCAAGCUCCGCCUCGAGUUACUAAUUUGAAGAUAGUUGGUGACCUUAGGGAGGGAAAUAAGGUUACUGUCACUGCUAUUGUCACUGGAGGAACCGAAGGAUCUAGUAGAGUUCAGUGGUUUAAAACAAGUUCCUCUAAAUUGGAGGGUGAGGAUGAUCUAGAGAUUCUAAGUGCAUCAAAAAUUGCAAAGGCUUUCCGUAUACCUCUAGGAGCUGUUGGUCAUUACAUAGUAGCAAAGUUUACACCUAUGGCUCCAGAUGGUGAAUCUGGUCAGCCAGCGUAUCUCAUAUCUGAAAAAGCAGUUGAAACUCUUCCCCCUAGUCUAAAUUUCCUUUCCGUCACGGGUGAUUACGCUGAGGGUUCGAUACUGACAGCAUCAUAUGGGUAUAUAGGAGGACAUGAAGGAAAAAGUGUCUAUAAUUGGUAUCUCCAUGAGACUGAAAAUGGAGCAGGUUCUUUAGUGCAAAGUGCGUCGGGCCAUCUUCAGUACCGAAUUACCAAAGAUGCCAUUGGAAAGUUUGUUUCCUUUAAAUGCUCUCCUGUCCGUGAUGACGGUAUUUUUGGUGAGCCAAGGACUACCAUGGCACAUGAGCGGGUUCGUCCUGGAAGUCCAAAGCUGCUUUCGUUGGAAAUAUUGGGGAAAUCUAUUGAGGGGACUACGCUGCAGGUUGAGAAGCAGUACUGGGGAGGGGAAGAGGGUGAUUCAGUUUUCCGUUGGUUUCUGACUGAUUCUGAUGGAACACAAAGCGAAAUUAAAGGUGCCACUGGUGCAUCAUAUUUCCUCACAAAUGAAGAUAUUGGGUACCUUAUUUCUGUUUCUUGCGAACCCAUUAGAAGUGACUUGGCCCGUGGUGCUACUGUUCUAUCUGAGCAAAUUGGACCUGUUGUGCCUGGGCCCCCGACUUGCCAGUCUCUUGAAUUUAGCGGACCGCUGAUGGAAGGAAAACGUCUAGGCUAUAUCGCGACAUACACUGGGGGCGAACAAGGAAGUUGCUCACAUGAAUGGUUUAGGAUUUCAAGUGAUGGUACGAGAGACAAACUAAGUAAUGAUGCGGAGUAUCUCGAUUUGACUGCUGAGGAUGUGGGUAGAUGCAUAGAGCUCAUUUACACACCAGUCCGGAAAGAUGGAAUUAAAGGGACUCCCAAGCUUGUAAAGUCAGAUGAGAUUGCUCCUGCGGAUCCAAUGGGCGUGGAGCUUGUCAUUCCAGUCUGCUGCCAGGACACCUUAGUUGUUCCUCAGAAAUCUUACUAUGGUGGAAAGGAAGGCAACAGCGAUUAUACUUGGUACAGAACAUAUAAGAAGCUGCAGGAAUCUGAUGGCAUUGAUUCUGAAGAUGUUUUUAUAUGCGGAAAAUCAUUAACAUAUACUCCAGUGCUGGAAGAUGUGGGAGCUUAUUUGGCCUUAAAUUGGGUGCCCACACGUAUGGAUGGAAAAACAGGGGAACCACUGGUUGCAGUUAGCAGUAAUCCUGUUGCCCCAGCUUCACCAGUAGUUUCUAAUGUCCGGGUCAAGGAGUUAUCCUAUGGGUUAUAUUCUGGAGAAGGGGAAUAUUAUGGUGGAUAUGAGGGAUCAAGCGUGUUCAACUGGUACAGGGAGACUAAUGAUGGCACUAUUGUUCUUAUUAAUGAAGCUGACUCGACCACUUAUGAAGUGACUGAUUCGGACUACACUUGCCGCUUGUUAUUUGGCUAUACACCAGUUCGUUCUGAUAAAGUUGCUGGGGAACUUAAAUUGUCUGAGCCCACUGACAUUAUUCUUCCAGAGCUGCUGAGGAUUCAAAUGCUUAGUCUCACUGGAAAGGCUGUAGAAGGAGAAAAACUCACUGCUGUUGAAAUAAUUCCGGAGACUGACAUCCAAAAACAUGUUUGGGACAAAUACAAGAAGGCCAUCACAUAUGAAUGGUUCUUUUCAACUGAAGAUGGUGAUAAUAAAUCUUUUCUGCCAUUAGCUUCACAUCGUUCAAGCUCUUUUAAAUUGCGGUUUGAGGAUAUAGGUAGAUCCCUGAGAUGUGUUUGUGUUGUAACUGAUAUGUUUGGAAGGUCCAGUGAGUCUGCAGCAGCAGAAACUACACCCGUCUUGCCAGGGAUCCCGAAAAUUGAUAAGCUGGAGAUAGAGGGGAGGGGUUUUCACACUAAUUUAUAUGCUGUACGUGGCAUCUAUCAUGGAGGUAGGGAAGGCAAAAGCAGAAUUCAGUGGCUCCGGUCUAUGGUUGGAAGUCCUGAUCUCAUCUCUAUUCCUGGUGAAGUAGAGAGGAUGUAUGAAGCUAAUGUUGAUGAUGUGGGGUAUAGGCUUGUGGCAAUAUACACUCCUAUCAGAGAAGAUGGAGUUGAAGGACAACCUGUUUCUGCAUCAACAGAUCCUAUUCUUGUUGAGCCUGAUGUACUUAAAGAAGUGAAGCAGAAGCUGGAACUUGGAACUGUGAAGUUUGAGGUACUGUGUGAUAAGGACCGGACUCCAAGGAAGCCACAGGUUCCUGGACAAGGAAGUCUUGAAAGAAGAAAUCUUGAAGUUAAUCGUAAGAGAGUUAAAGUAGUUAAACCUAGUACAAAGACAUCGUUCGCGACUACUGAAAUUCGAGGAACUUAUACUCCCCCCUUUCACGUGGAGCUUUUCCGAAAUGACCAACAUCGGAUGAGAAUUGUGGUGGAUAGUGAGAAUGAAGUGGAUUUGAUGGUACAGUCUCGGCACAUAAGGGAUAUCAUUGUCCUUGUUAUUCGAGGCCUAGCUCAGAGAUUCAAUAGCACUUCCCUCAAUUCCUUACUGAAGAUAGAGACAUGAACAAAGUGAUGGACCAAUUGCGGAAAGAGCAAGAAAAUGAGUCUGAUGAGCAUAGUAUGCUUGGUUGUAGAGUUUGAGAUGUGAAUGUGUUUGCCUUAGUUAUCUCCUUUUUUUGUUAGGUUAUUGCUAUUAUUUCAUUGUGGGUUUCUUGUAUAAAAUUUACAUGGUGGGUGGGUGGGUGGGUUUCUUGUCAAUUUUGUUGUAAAUUUUUGUGUAUCUCGUUAUAGUUUUUUUCAUCUUUUCAUACUAGCCGAUAGAGCUUGCAUUUUAUAUAUCAGUUACUCGUUCAUAUUUUAGCAGAAAUGUUUAGUUCUCAAUUGUUUUCGUGGUGCAA
Molecule: messenger RNA, 5752 nt
Organism: Papaver somniferum (opium poppy)
Lineage: Eukaryota; Viridiplantae; Streptophyta; Magnoliopsida; Ranunculales; Papaveraceae
Product: 187-kDa microtubule-associated protein AIR9-like
Exons: 38
Coding region: 256-5418 (1720 amino acids)
Cellular component (GO): plasma membrane; plasmodesma
Molecular function (GO): protein binding
Source: RefSeq, a predicted model, not a curated record